CUCCCACGCGCUUGGAGCAGAGGGGAAGAGCCGAGACUCCGGAAUGAGACGCAGGCGCACUGGUCCGCCAGGGUCUUGGGCGGGCGCCCGGCCCCCUGAGAAACCGGCUAGCCAGGCUUUUCUUAUAUAGGGGCGGGGACGGCUGGGGAGUUCCCAGCCAACUCUGUGUCUAGGUUUUCUAAGAGGAUGGCGAAGUCGAAGGCCAGCAGCGCGGCUACCGCCUAUUUCCGUCUACCCAGACCCUUGCCCUCUCUGGUCACAGUCCUGGGGCUGGGCUACUUCGCGUGGGUUGUCUUCUGGCCUCAGAGUAUCCCUUAUCAGAGCCUUGGGCCCCUGGGUUCUUUCACUCAGUACUUGGUGGACCACCAUCACACCCUCCUGACCAAUGGGUAUUGGCUUGCCUGGCUGAUUCAUGUGGGAGAGUCCUUGUACGCCAUAGUAUUGUGCAAGCACAAAGGCAUCACAAGUGGUCAGGCUCGGCUACUCUGGUUCCUACAGACUUUCUUCUUUGGGAUAGCGUCUCUCAGCAUCUUGAUUGCUUACAAACCGAAGCGCCAAAAACAAACUUGAAGACGCCCAAAAGUUUGCUCUACACAUUUACAUUCAUGUUCACCUUUUUUGUGUGUGUAGGAUAAGGGAGGUACAGUGUUUACUCAGUGAUCUUUCUACUUUCUAGAAUCUGACUGUCCUUCAAAGCUAUUUCAGACCCUCUCAUUAGUCAUUUUUCUCUUAUAUGCUCUGGUUGAGCUUGAAUAGACCAGUUGUUACUUCAAAAAGAAACAGAGAAAGAUUUUAGCUUUUCAGUUCUAUUGGCAGAGGACUUCAGCUACCUUUUUAUGGCCUUUGAUUGUGUUGGGGCCCUCUAGGCUAAGCCACAUACUAAAUUGACUUUUUGGUUUGUAUACCCUUGCUCCCAUCUUCUGAUGAAAACACCUUACCCUCACUACCACCGUCUUUCCUCUCCUUUCCCAAAGCUCUUUCCACCUUGCUGCACUAAGAUAAAGUGUCACUUUCACCAUACAUCAAUUCCACACACAUUUAUUAAGUACCUGUGAGGCAGGAUCUUAUCCUCUCAAACUUCCAUUUCUCACCCUACAGAGAAAGAUAAGGAAGAUGCGCAAGUGCCUGGAAUGGGGCAGGCUAAGCGGCCACAUAGAGGCACGCUGAGAACCCGGAGGGGAGGCUGCAGAGUGCCUUCCCUGAUGCUGCAGCCGGAAGUGAUCCUUCCCUCCGCCUGACCCCUGGGACACUGCUCUGUAGUGUGUGGGGUCUGCUGGCACUGCUAGAUUGCUCCUUCAGCUCAGGGCCACAGCUUAAACAGCUUUACCUUUCCCCUCAGCACCUCCCAUUACCUUGCACACAGGUGCUCUAUCCAUGUUUAUUGAACAAAGGACAGAAACUGAUUUCACUUUCACUUGUUCAUUAUCAUUCCAAUUUUUAUGUGAAAAUGGCACAACCCAUUUGGGGUACCCUCAUCUCAAAAGAAAAGCACAAGACUACCUUUGACUGGUACCACCUUUUUUAUGGGUUCCUUGGUGAGAAACCUUUAUCUUUUUCACACUUUUCUAUUCUCCAAAAGUGUCUCUUUCCAGCUCUGAAUGAUUCAAAACACACAAGCAUUCCUGUUUAGAGAUUCUAGCCCAUGGAUUAUCUGGCUAGUUACUACCUCCUGUUCACUUGGUCAUACUUUAUUAUUGCUCACAGGUUGGGGAAGCAGAAUGACUGUGUCACCACUAGGAGCCAUUAAGGCUUGUUCCCUGGAGGACUGCCUGCUUGUUCUCUGGGGACUAGUCCUCAUUUCCCAUCUGUGAUACAGUGGGGCAAGUUAUUUGUAUUAAGCAAACAUUUAGGAAAAACAACCCCCUCCCCAAAACAGAGUCCCCGAGUAAAGCACAACCCUGAAAUAUUAUGAACUAUGAAUUGUCUCCAGUAGAGAUAAAUUUCUGCAAAUAUAUCUCAGUCUUUCCAUCUAUUUCUCUUGUGAUUAAGAAGCUGCUUUUUGGUAAAGAAGAGGAUUUUUGGCCAUAUAGAGUUAGGCAUCAUGGAAAUUCAAACCAGAUUUCUUAAUACCCGGUCUUCUCCAAAGAGAAAUAGAGACAGUAAUAGUGGUGCUGGGAACAGUAUGGCAGAUUAUUGAAUGUAAUGGACUAACUUGAAUAAAAUGCUGUGAAUUAUCUCUA
Messenger RNA from Cebus imitator (Panamanian white-faced capuchin), 2180 nucleotides. RefSeq names its product transmembrane protein 254 (gene TMEM254). The record is from RefSeq and is a predicted model, not a curated record. The coding region runs from base 187 to 570 and encodes 127 amino acids. Lineage: Eukaryota; Metazoa; Chordata; Mammalia; Primates; Cebidae. The transcript has 4 exons.